AAUGAUAUUUUUAUUUGCUUUUCAGUAAUUUAUAUUUAAAAUGUUUAAAAAUGUAUACACUACUUCAUGGCUUUUAUAAAUAUGUUAUUCAAAAAGACGAGUAUUGUGUGUUAAUCUUAGGCCUUGACAAUGCGGGUAAAACGACGUAUUUGGAGGCAACUAAAACGAAAUUUACCAAAAAGUAUAAAGCGAUGAAUCCGAGUCGAAUAACUACUACAGUAGGACUAAACAUAGGCAAAAUAGAUGUAGAUGGAGUUAGACUUAAUUUUUGGGACCUUGGUGGCCAGCAAGAGUUGCAAUCACUGUGGGACAAAUAUUAUGCGGAAUGUCAUGCUGUUAUUUAUAUAGUGGAUUCAUCCGAUAGAGAGAGAGUAUCAGAAUCCAAAGAAACAUUUGACAGAAUGAUAGCUUCAGAACAUCUCUCUGGGGUCCCACUCUUGGUGCUAGCUAACAAGCAAGACAUUCCAGAUUGUAUGGGAGUCCAUACAGUUAAGCCAAUAUUUAACCAAAAUGCCCACUUAAUUGGUGCUAGAGACAUUAUGCUAAUGGCCACAUCUGCCUUGACUGGAGAUGGAGUUGAUGAAGGUAUAAGGUGGCUAGUGGAUUGCAUGAAACGUAACAGUAUCGAGAGACCGGCGCGAAAUCACGACGACAAUUUAUAAAUCCGAACGAUUGCGACAUCAACCAUAUUUAUUAUAUGUUCGCGCUACUAAUACAAUGAAUAAUAAUUAGCUUUCAUAUUUAGAUAAUGUGACUCGGCCCAUUGUUUUGUACAUACAGUAUUGACAUUUGAAAAUAAAAUAUUAAACCAA
Molecule: messenger RNA, 812 nt
Organism: Nymphalis io (European peacock)
Lineage: Eukaryota; Metazoa; Arthropoda; Insecta; Lepidoptera; Nymphalidae
Gene: Arfrp1
Product: ADP-ribosylation factor-related protein 1
Exons: 6
Coding region: 51-662 (203 amino acids)
Biological process (GO): Golgi to plasma membrane protein transport; protein localization to organelle; intracellular protein transport
Cellular component (GO): Golgi apparatus
Molecular function (GO): GTP binding; GTPase activity
Source: RefSeq, a predicted model, not a curated record